AUGAUACUAUAUUAUCACCCCAACCAUUUUAAAACGACAGUCACGAUGAAAUUUCUAAAUCGUGCACAAAGACCUGUUUUAUUUACUGGUAAAAGAUAUUUGUCGACUCCAACUAAUAAUAAUAUAGAUGUUGUUCAUCGUGCAAUUUCUGCAUCUGAGCCUAUUCAUUUUUGGUCUAAAAAUGAUAUUAAAUCAAUCUAUGAGACGCCUUUGUUAAAUUUGAUAUUUGCUGCUCAGACUCAACACAGAAGAUUUAAUGAUCCAACCAAAGUUCAGCUAUGUACAUUGAUGAAUAUCAAGACUGGUGGUUGCACUGAAAAUUGUAGUUACUGUUCUCAAUCUUCAAGCAAUAAUACUGGUUUAAAAGCUGAAAAAUUGGUCUCUGUUGAAGAAGUCAAAGAAGAAGCUUUGUUAGCAAAGAAAAAUGGAUCAACUAGAUUCUGCUUGGGGGCUGCUUGGAGAAGUAUGGACGGUAGAAAGAGUGCUUUAAAGACAAUUUCUAAGAUGGUUCAGACUGUGAAUGACAUUGGGUUGGAGAGUUGUGUCACACUAGGUAUGCUUGAUAAAUCUCAUUCAGACACAUUAAAGGAUGCAGGUUUAUCAGCUUAUAAUUGUAACAUUGAUACCUCAAGAGAACAUUAUAAAAACAUUGUUUCUACAAGAACUUAUGAUGACCGUUUGAGAACAUUGAAUAAUGUCAGUAAAUCUGGUAUCAAAGUAUGUACUGGUGGUAUCCUGGGACUUGGCGAAUCACAUGAUGACAGAAUUGGAUUCUUGUACACAUUGUCAAAUACAAAUCCUCAUCCAGAAUCAGUUCCAAUAAACAGAUUGGUAGAAAUCGAUGGUACUAAGAUUGUUAAUGAUCUUAAGAAGAGUAAAAAUCCCAAGUUAAAAUUCGAGGACAUUGUGAGAACAAUUGCUACUGCGAGAAUUAUCAUGCCAAAAACCAUGAUUAGAUUAGCUGCAGGGCGUUAUACAAUGCGGGAAUAUGAACAAUUUAUAUGUUUUAUGGCAGGGUGUAACAGUAUUUUCACUGGGAAAGAUAUGCUGACGACCCCUUGCAAUGGAUGGGAUGAAGACAAAGUUAUGUUGGCUAAAUGGGGUCUAGAGCCCUUGAAACCGUUCUCUACUACAUCCAUAUAG
Messenger RNA from Maudiozyma saulgeensis, 1143 nucleotides. NCBI's taxonomy places the organism in Eukaryota, Fungi, Ascomycota, Saccharomycetes, Saccharomycetales, Saccharomycetaceae. The record is from the annotation of a GenBank genome assembly.